Molecule: messenger RNA, 2180 nt
Organism: Protopterus annectens (West African lungfish)
Lineage: Eukaryota; Metazoa; Chordata; Ceratodontiformes; Protopteridae
Gene: GANAB
Product: glucosidase II alpha subunit
Biological process (GO): N-glycan processing; carbohydrate metabolic process
Cellular component (GO): glucosidase II complex
Molecular function (GO): carbohydrate binding; glucan 1,3-alpha-glucosidase activity
Source: RefSeq, a predicted model, not a curated record
AUGGAGGGGGAAGUACUAACAUUUAAUGUAAAUGAAUUGUUGCAGCAUGAACAUAGUAGUGACAACAAUAAGAGAAGAGAACUAAGUGAAGAUAAUAGUAAUUUAGAUUCAGAUAAAAUUAUUAAUCAAAAAAAGGAUUUCUAUGUAUAUAAUUAUACUGAUAAAAUAAUUACUAAUGAAUAUUUUACAUUAUUCUCAAAAGGGAUGAAAUAUGUGCCAAAUAACCAGUUUAGAGUGGUGGGCAGCAUUAUUGAAAUUAAAAAAUAUUUAAGGAAUCUUAAUUUAGCAUUGCAUUUUCGGAACGAACCUAAUAAGAAUGAAGCUAUUGAAAAAAUUAAGAAAAAAAGUUCAUAUAUUCCUCCAAGUAAUCCUUACAUAGGGUUAUAUGAAAAGUUGAAAGUGAGUGGACGAGAUGAGAAUAGCGCAGAGUUAUCAUUUGCAGAUGGAGUACACAAAAUUCUCAUUACCUCCAAACCCUUCCGCAUGGACAUUACUGCAGGAAGUCACCUGGUUGCCAGUGUUAAUUCUCGAGGGCUUCUUUUCUUUGAGCCCCUGCGUAAGAGGAAGGAAUCUUUCUCGGAUAAAGUUAGUAGCACAGUCAGUAGCGCGUGGGAUAGGAUCAAGAGCUUUUUCUCUAGUGAUACGAAAAAGGAAGAGACUGCAGAUGAAGAGGGAAAGGAGGCCACCAGCGAUGAUCCACCUGCUGAAGAGGAACCGGAUGUGAAGGAAAAGGAGCAAGAACCUCCAAAAGAAAAAGAUGUAGAUGAUGAACCAGGAAUGUGGGAGGAAACCUUCAAAACACACACGGAUACCAAACCAAAUGGUCCUACAUCCAUUGGCCUGGACUUCUCUCUGCCAGGAUUUGAAUAUGUGUAUGGAAUCCCAGAACAUGGUGAUACACUCAGGUUGAAAACCACAGAACACUGUUUGGGAAGAUGCUUGAUUUUGUGCAAGGUGCUAAUGAAAUCCCUCAAACGGAUGUACGAUGGAUGUCUGAGAGUGGUAUUAUUGAUGUCUUUGUGCUGCUGGGACCUUCCCCUUUUGAUGUUUUCAAGCAGUAUGCCUCUCUGACAGGGACACAGGCACUUCCUCCACUGUUUUCUCUGGGAUAUCACCAGUGUCGUUGGAACUACAAUGAUGAGGAAGAUGUCCGUAAUGUAGAUGCUGGUUUUGACGAGCGUGACAUACCCUAUGAUGUUAUCUGGCUUGACAUUGAGCAUGCAGAUGGAAAGAGAUACUUUACAUGGGAUCCCAACAAGUUUCCCAACCCCAAGGGGAUGCUUCAGAAUCUUGCUAACAAGAAGCGCAAGCUGGUAUCAAUUGUGGAUCCCCAUAUUAAGAUAGACAAUGGUUAUGUUGUCCAUGAAAAGCUUCGUAUCAAGAAGUAUUACACUAAAAACAAGGAUGGCAAUGACUAUGAAGGGUGGUGUUGGCCAGGCUCUGUUGCAUACCCGGAUUUUACCAAUCCUGAAAUGCGUUCCUGGUGGGCCAACAUGUUUUCAUAUGAUAAAUAUGAGGGCUCAAUGGAAAAUCUGUUUGUCUGGAAUGAUAUGAACGAGCCUUCGGUUUUCAAUGGCCCUGAGGUCACAAUGCACAAAGAUGCAAUCCACUUUGGGGACUGGGAGCACAGAGAUAUCCACAAUCUUUAUGCAUUUUAUGUGGGAAUGUCCACAUAUGAAGGUUUGGUUCAGAGAUCUGGAGGAUUGGAGAGGCCAUUUGUACUUGUGAGGGGAUUUUUUGCUGGAUCACAACGUUAUGGUGCAGUAUGGACUGGAGACAAUGCAGCUGAAUGGGAUCACUUGAAAAUUUCUAUUCCCAUGUGUCUUAGUCUAGGGCUUGCUGGAGUUUCCUUCUGUGGAGCUGAUGUCGGAGGUUUCUUCAAACACCCUAGUAUUGAACUUUUGGUGCGGUGGUACCAGGCAGGUGCUUACCAGCCUUUUAUGAGAGCUCAUGCACAUAUAGACACUCCACGUCGAGAGCCUUGGCUUUUUGGAGAAGAGAAUACACAGCUGAUCCGUGUUGCCUUGCUUGAGCGAUACCGCCUUCUUCCCUAUUGGUACACAAUAUUCUAUAAUGCUUACAGGACUGGGGAGCCUGUCAUGAGACCACUGUGGGUGGAAUAUCCUGAAGAUGUCAGCACUUUUGCCAUGGAUGAUCAGUAUAUGCUAGGUAUGGAGUAA